Molecule: messenger RNA, 5620 nt
Organism: Ananas comosus (pineapple)
Lineage: Eukaryota; Viridiplantae; Streptophyta; Magnoliopsida; Poales; Bromeliaceae
Product: myosin-17-like
Exons: 39
Coding region: 486-5069 (1527 amino acids)
Biological process (GO): actin filament organization; vesicle transport along actin filament
Cellular component (GO): actin cytoskeleton; vesicle; cytoplasm
Molecular function (GO): actin filament binding; microfilament motor activity; ATP binding
Source: RefSeq, a predicted model, not a curated record
ACAUUUUCGACAUUUUCGCCGUUUCUCGUCGAGCGAAGUUCUCGGGGAAUUACCAUCCCUGUCCUUUCUCUCGAGCUCAUGCACACCACGAAGCCUCCCUUCGCUUGACCGACCCCACAACACCCCACCCCUCCCUUUUCCCUCUCUCUGUCUCUCUCUGUCUCUCUCUCUCUUACACACACACACAACGAAGAGAGAGAAAAGUAGAGAGAAAGAGAGAAUAGAGAGAGAGAGAGAGAGAGAUAGAGAGAGACGAAACCAGAGGAAGAGGAAGAGGAAGAGGAAGAGAGAGGGAGGGGGAAGGGGCGAAGGGGAGAGGCGGCGCCGUCGAUCGGGAUCAUCCAACGAAUCCCUCCUCCCCACCUUGGGAUCCUCUCUCUCCGCAUCGCCGAUCUCGUCCUCGAUCGAUCCCUUUCCGUAGCCGCAGCUGCGAUCCAUCCCGAUCUACCGCCGAUCCUAGUCGCUGAAUCGUCGUCUGAUGAUCUAUGGCAUCUACGGAUAACAUUAUCGUAGGCUCCCAUGUAUGGGUUGAAGAUGCAGAUUUAGCUUGGAUAGAUGGGGAGGUUUUCAAGAUCAGUGGUCACGAAGUCCAUGUGCAUACAACAAAUGGAAAAACAGUUGUUGCAGAUGUAUCAAAAGUGUUUCCCAAGGACACAGAAGCUCCACCUGGAGGAGUUGAUGACAUGACAAAGCUAUCAUAUUUGCAUGAACCCGGUGUUUUGCAAAACCUAGCCACUCGAUAUGAGCUGAAUGAAAUAUAUACUUACACGGGCAACAUCUUAAUCGCAAUAAACCCAUUUCAAAGGUUGCCUCAUCUUUAUGAUACCCAUAUGAUGGAACAGUACAAAGGCGCCGAUUUUGGGGAGUUAAGUCCUCAUGUUUUUGCGAUUGCUGAUGUUGCUUACAGGGCAAUGAUAAAUGAAGGGAAAAGCAAUUCUAUUUUGGUCAGUGGUGAAAGUGGUGCUGGUAAAACUGAGACAACAAAGAUGCUAAUGAGAUAUCUUGCUUACUUGGGUGGACGAUCUGGGACAGAAGGAAGGACUGUUGAGCAACAAGUUCUAGAAUCUAAUCCAGUUCUUGAAGCUUUUGGGAAUGCAAAAACUGUUCGGAACAACAAUUCAAGUCGGUUUGGUAAGUUUGUUGAGAUCCAAUUUGACAAAAGUGGACGGAUAUCCGGUGCUGCUAUUAGAACCUACUUGCUUGAAAGGUCUCGUGUUUGCCAAAUUAAUACUCCGGAAAGAAACUACCAUUGCUUCUACUUUCUUUGCGCUGCACCAGCUGAGGAUAUCACAAAGUAUAAAUUGGGGGAUCCCAGAACAUUUCAUUACCUCAACCAGUCAGAUUGUAUUCAGGUCAGUGGAAUUAAUGAUGCUCAUGAAUAUCUAGCAACAAGAAGGGCCAUGGAUAUAGUUGGAAUCAACGAGCAUGAACAGGAGGGUAUAUUUAGGGUUGUAGCCGCAAUACUUCAUAUAGGAAAUAUCGACUUUGAAAAGGGAACAGAAAUAGAUUCAUCUGUAAUAAAGGAUGAGAAAGCAAGGUUCCAUCUGAACACAGCAGCAGAACUUCUAAUGUGUGAUAGCGAGAAACUAGAGAAAGCACUGAUAACACGUGUGAUAGUAACACCAGAAGAAGUUAUUACUAGAACGCUUGACCCUGCUUCUGCAAUUGUUAGCAGGGAUGGAUUAGCAAAAACAAUAUACUCCCGGUUGUUUGAUUGGCUGGUAGAUAAAAUUAAUGUGUCAAUUGGACAGGACCCAAACUCAAAACAACUUAUUGGAGUUCUUGAUAUCUAUGGCUUUGAAAGUUUCAAAAUUAACAGUUUUGAGCAGUUAUGUAUCAAUUAUACAAAUGAAAAGCUGCAACAGCAUUUUAACCAGCACGUCUUUAAAAUGGAGCAGGAGGAAUAUACUAGGGAGGAGAUUGAUUGGAGUUAUAUUGAGUUUGUUGAUAACCAAGAUGUGCUGGACCUGAUUGAGAAGAAACCAGGUGGAAUUAUUGCACUUCUUGAUGAAGCCUGUAUGUUCCCGAGAUCAACACACGAGACAUUUGCUCAGAAAUUGUACCAAACAUUUAAAAACAACAAACGAUUUAUCAAACCGAAGCUUUCUCGUACAGCCUUUACAAUCUCACACUAUGCAGGGGAAGUAACAUACCAGGCUGAUCAAUUUCUAGACAAGAACAAAGAUUAUGUAGUGGCGGAAUAUCAGGACUUACUUAACGCUGCUAAAUGCCCUUUUGUAGCAGGAUUAUUUCCACCGCUUCCUGAAGAAACAUCAAAGUCCUCAAAAUUUUCCUCAAUUGGUGCACGCUUUAAACUGCAACUUCAAGCCCUUAUGGAGACUUUGAGCUCUACUGAACCUCAUUACAUUAGAUGUGUGAAGCCUAACAACUUCCUCAAGCCAUCUAUAUUUGAGAACUUCAACAUUAUCCAACAAUUACGAUGUGGUGGUGUUCUUGAAGCAAUUAGAAUUAGCUGUGCUGGAUAUCCUACAAGAAGAACAUUUUAUGAGUUUCUUCACCGGUUUGGUGUUCUAGCCCCAGAAAUUGUAGAAGCAAACAAUGAUGACAAGAUAGCCUGCCAAAAGAUUUUGGAUAAAAUGGGACUAAAAGGUUACCAGAUUGGAAAAACCAAGGUGUUCCUGAGAGCUGGCCAGAUGGCUGAACUGGAUGCACGAAGAACAGAGGUGUUAGGACGGGCAGCCAGAGCUAUCCAGAGACGUAUUCGUACGUAUAUUGCCCGCAAGCAGUUCCUGACCCUAAGGAAAUCGGCUAUCUAUGUGCAAUCUUGUUGGAGAGGACGGUUGGCUUGUAAGUUGUAUGAGUGCAUGAGACGGGAAGCAGCAGCAGUGAAAAUUCAGAAAAGUUUGCGGAGCCAUUUUGCACGCAAAGCUUAUUCCGAACUCCAAUCAUCUGCUAUUGCAUUGCAGACUGGAAUGCGUGCUAUGUCUGCUCGCAAUGAAUUUAGGUUCAGAAAGCAAACUAAAGCAGCAAUUCAUAUCCAGGCUCAAUGGCGUUGUCACAGAGAAUAUACAUAUUAUGAGAAGCUGAAGAAAGCAACACUCACUUAUCAAUGUGCUUGGAGACAAAGGCUUGCAAGGAGAGAGCUUAGGAAGCUCAGAAUGGCUGCAAGAGAGACAGGAGCACUCAAAGAGGCGAAAGAUAAACUUGAAAAGCGUGUGGAAGAGCUAACAUGGCGUUUAGGAUUGGAGAAACGAAUGAGAACGGAUCUGGAAGAGGCAAAAGCGCAGGAAAUUGCUAAGCUACAGGAAAUGUUACAUGAGAUGCAACUACAAGUAGAAGAGGCAAAUGCUAUUGUUGUUAAGGAAAGAGAGGCAGCUAGAAAGGCUAUUGAAGAAGCACCUCCAGUGAUCAAAGAAACCCCUGUAUUAGUUGAAGACACAGAAAAGAUUAAUUCCUUAACGGCUGAAGUUGAACAGCUGAAGGCUUUGGUGCAAGCAGAAAGACAAGCAACCGAAGAAGCGAAGAAAGCGCACGCUGAAGCUCAAGCAAGGGGUGAAGAGUUGCUUAAGAAGUUUGAAGAAGCUUCCAAAAAAAAUGAUCUGCUCCAAGAUACUGUUCAAAGGCUUGAAGAGAAAAACACCAAUCUGGAGUCAGAAAAUCAAGUACUUCGUCAACAGGCCGUUGUGAUUUCACCAACCGCCAGGUCAUUAGCUGCGAAUCCCAAAACCAUUUUGCAGAGAACCCCAGAGAAUGGCAAUGUUGCAAACGGUGAGAUGAAACCAACACCGGAUACUACUACUGCUUUACCUCUAAAAGAACUCGAAGCCGAAGAAAAACCGCAGAAAUCACUUAAUGAGAAGCAGCAGGAAAACCAGGACAUGCUGAUAAAGUGCAUUUCUCAAGAUCUAGGGUUUUCUGGUUGUCGACCUAUUGCUGCUUGUCUCAUAUACAAAUGUCUUCUUCACUGGAGAUCAUUUGAAGUUGAAAGGACCAGUGUAUUUGAUCGCAUUAUUCAAACAAUUGGCUCAGCAAUAGAGACUCAGGAUAAUAGUGAUGUAUUAGCAUAUUGGUUAUCCAAUUCAUCCACGUUAUUGCUGCUCCUUCAACGGACGCUAAAAGCAAGCGGGGCAGCUAAUAUGAGUUCGCAGAGGCGGAGAUCAUCGGCUUCUUUGUUUGGCAGAAUGUCUUCGAUCCGAGCUUCUCCUCAAAGUGCUGGGCUUCCUUUUCUUGGUGGUCGCAUGAUUGGUGGACUAAAUGACUUGCGCCAAGUGGAAGCAAAGUAUCCAGCUCUGCUUUUCAAGCAGCAACUUACUGCUUUCCUGGAGAAGAUCUACGGGAUGAUAAGAGACAAUUUAAAGAAGGAGAUAUCACCACUCCUUGGUUUGUGUAUCCAGGCCCCAAGAACAUCUCGUGCAAGCCUGGUUAAAGGAUCACGCUCUCAUGCAAGUGCCUUGGGCCAACAAACUUUGAUUGCACACUGGCAGAGCAUCGUGAAAAGCUUAACAAAUUGUUUGAAAACCUUAAAAGCCAAUUAUGUCCCUCCAUUCUUGGUCCGCAAGGUUUUCACCCAAGUAUUUUCAUUUAUAAAUGUCCAGUUGUUCAACAGUCUCCUCCUCCGACGUGAAUGCUGUUCAUUUAGCAAUGGCGAAUAUGUCAAGGCAGGAUUGGCUGAGUUAGAACAUUGGUGCUAUGAUGCCACAGAAGAGUAUGCAGGUUCUGCCUGGGAAGAACUAAAACAUAUUAGGCAGGCUGUUGGAUUCCUGGUAAUUCAUCAAAAGCCUAAGAAGACAUUGAAGGAGAUAACUAAUGACCUAUGUCCGGUGCUUAGCAUACAACAGCUAUACAGAAUCAGCACCAUGUAUUGGGAUGACAAAUAUGGCACUCAUAGUGUUUCAUCAGAAGUUAUUUCAAGUAUGAGAGUUAUGAUGACCGAGGACUCGAAUAAUGCGGUCAGCAGUUCUUUCUUGCUGGAUGAUGAUUCAAGCAUACCAUUCUCAGUGGACGAUAUCUCCAAAUCAAUGACGGACAUCGAGAUAGCUGAUGUCGACCCCCCACCUUUACUGCGGGAGAAUUCAGGCUUUGCAUUUUUGCUGCAGAGAAAGGAAUAGUGAGUCCCAUUUUUUGCUACGAUUGUGCCACCAUUCGACUCUCCUGCAACCUGUGCAUAAAAAAAAAAAAAGAAAAACAGAAAAAAAAAAGGAAGAAAAAUCUAAAGCUCGUUCCUUCUCCAUCAUGUAUAUACUAUAUCAUUCCUUUUCUACCCGAAUCAGCUAGUCAGCCACCAGGGUAUUCGAUAGAUUUCAUUAUUUAUUUUUUCCCUCUAGUUUUUGGAUUUGAUUGAUUGAUUUUUUUGGCCCUUUUUUGGUCAUGUUUGUGUUAUAUUUAAGUUGAUAAGCCGUAGUCCGACCGUGAGCUGCUAUUGGGAAAAGCUCAGGGUCGUUUUAGCCACUUAAAAGGGUUUUUUACAGCUGCUUAGUCAAGCAUUGUCUAGUAUUUUGUCUAAGUAUGUAUUGUAAAUUAUUAAAGCACCAGUAGUAGGGCCGAUUGAGGCCAGGCUUUGCCUUAUAUCCCACUGUUUCAAUGUAAUACACCUACUCAUGUUUGGCUGUGUUCUAAUUGAGGUUGUGUUUUGUUUUUGUAAAAAGCUAAUUUUUCGGUU